Molecule: messenger RNA, 605 nt
Organism: Zophobas morio
Lineage: Eukaryota; Metazoa; Arthropoda; Insecta; Coleoptera; Tenebrionidae
Exons: 4
Coding region: 90-467 (125 amino acids)
Source: RefSeq, a predicted model, not a curated record
GUUCGGUCAGAAUAGAAACUCGCAAACAUUGUGAAUUUGCCGCAGUCCGAGCAGUUAAGUGGUCUUCAGUUUUGCAUACAACAGGCGGAAUGGCUAACACCCUUGUGAUUUUAUGUUGUCUUGCAGUGGCUUCUGCAAUUGCUAAGCCUGCAACAAAUGAUCAAUUAGACAAGGUAACCGUAAACGACGUAGCCGCCAAUGCGGUAUCACCUGAUAAAAAAGCAGAAGAAAAUGAAGAGGAGAAGAAGGAUGGUGCAACGGUUCAAAUAACCGGUAUUACAACCGGAGUUGAAACUCCAGACCAAAUCCCGACUCUUUUCCAUCCGCAAAGGGCUGGAUCAAUGUUCGCAAGAUUUAUCGACGACAUCUUUCAAAUUCCCAUAAACGUUCUACAAAACGUGGCGAAGUUGAUAACGAGUCCAUUUACGCAAUCAAAAAAGACCCCUGAGGCAAGUGCCACAUCGUAAGGUUAAUAUAAGUUUCUUUUUGUAAAUAAUUUAGCUAUAGAUUUAUAAAUAUUAAGUAGACUAGACUUUAGGUACUACAAAUUGUUAUAAUAAAACUUCAUUCUUGUUACAAAGAUAAAUAAAUCAUUAACAAUUGAA